Messenger RNA from Parasteatoda tepidariorum (common house spider), 6185 nucleotides. NCBI's taxonomy places the organism in Eukaryota, Metazoa, Arthropoda, Arachnida, Araneae, Theridiidae. The record is from RefSeq and is a predicted model, not a curated record.
AGAGCUUUUUUUCAGGGUUCUCUCAAUUUUCUUAAACAUAAUGUUGUAUGUGUUGACUAAUCUGUUUUCUAUUUUUAGGUUAUCAUUAAAGGGCUCGGACCACUGCAAGUUUCGCACUCAAAACUAUCAUUGACACUCAUUGUUGCUUUAUCAAAAAUAUUUUAUAAUUUAAAACUUACAACUUGGUGUUUUGUCAUGCUUAUUCUGUUGUGAAAAUGAAAGCCUGCUCGCCUCCAGUGCUUUUUUCUUUAUUUUGUCAAAAUGUAUUUUGUUUAAGUAAUUUAUUUAUUUUUCAGUAACAUGCAAUGUAUCUCUUUCACCAAUGCAGCCUUCAAUGUCAGCGUUUUUGAUGUUGAUUGGAAUGGACAGAGAAACGAUCGUAUAUUCACAGAAGCUUCAGAUGUUGCAGACUUUGCAUGAUUCCCUUUCCUCGUGCACGAAUGUAUAAGACGGGUGUUACACACACAAUAAAACAUCAUUUAUGGAAUUUUGCAUGCUUCAUUAUUGCUCUGGCUGUUUGUUGUAGCAGUUCUCUCCAUUCUAUUCAUUGUAUUAUCGACAAUCGGACUUACUUUAAACACCUUACCAGCCCUACAAGACAAAGGUAAAGAUGGACAUGUAGAGGAUAACCACAAACUUGCUGUUGUAGAAGCAGUUUGUAUCACAUGGUUUACACUAGAAUAUGCUUUACGCUUCAUGUCAGCCCCCAACAAGUGGAAAUUUUUUAAAGGAGGCCUGAACAUCAUUGACCUCCUAGCAAUUUUGCCAUAUUUCGUGGCCUUUCUCAUCGAAUCAAACAAGCAGACGGAUCAGUUUCAAGAUGUGAGGAGGGUGGUGCAGAUAUUUAGAAUUAUGCGUAUUCUUCGCAUAUUGAAGUUAGCGAGGCAUUCAACUGGCCUCCAAAGUCUGGGCUUUACACUGAGGAACAGCUAUAAAGAAUUGGGUUUGCUUAUGCUCUUUCUAGCCAUUGGAGUCAUGAUCUUUUCAAGUCUUGCAUACUUUGCUGAGAAAGAUGAGAAGGAGACUAAGUUUACCAGCAUUCCUGAAACAUUUUGGUGGGCAAGUAUCACAAUGACAACAGUCGGCUACGGUGAUAUUUACCCUACCACUCCUCUAGGGAAACUAGUUGGUAGCAUCUGCUGCGUCUGCGGUGUGCUGGUCAUUGCUCUGCCCAUUCCAAUCAUUGUCAACAAUUUUGCAGAAUUCUAUCAGAACCAGAUGAGACGAGACAAAGCUCUUAAGCGAAAGGAGGCUAUUGAUCGCGCCAAAAAAGAAGGCAGCAUCGUGUCAUUCCACAGAGUCAAUCUGAGAGAUGCUUUUGCAAAAAGCAUGGAUUUCAUUGAUGUUUUAGUGGACAGUGGCCAUAAUGAAAGUCAGAUUGACACCACUAGCAUUGGGGAUGACUCUGCGCGACUUCACACAGGUGCAGGAUGUUACAAAAACUUUGACCACUCCUUGGAUGGAAGUAUAGGAAAUGUUCAACGAAAGAACUCACAGGCGCAAUCGUUGCCUUUAGGAGUCAUGAUAGCCAAUCCUAAUAAUCUACUAGACAUACAGGGCCAGCCAUCUGACAGCAGACUCUCAAACAAUACGCUCAAUCAUUUGAAUAGCUCGAAUAUACCACCUAGUUAUCAACAAGGAUAUAUUUCUUCGGAUGUAAAAGAUUUUAUUGAUCAAGAACCAUCGACUCAGUGCGACCUACUGAGCAAUAUAGAGCUUAAGACUAUUAACAAAUGGGAUGUAAAUAGUAUGGAAAGUUAUGAUACCUAUGCGACUUGCAAUUCUCAGCCUUGUGCCUCACUCGCUGAUUUGUCUGCAGACGAUCCUUUCACCGCUCGGCCACCACCUACCCCACCUAACCAGAACAUUAACUCCAGCAAUUUGUACAUUAACCCCAUGGAAGACACAUCUCAACCAGCUCAAAUAGAAUUACGAAAUGGCUAUACCAUGCAACAACACUUUUUCCCACAACACUCACCCAUUGGGAAAUCUUACAGUUCUUCCUCUACAGACAGUGGUAGUUGUUAUGAGGAACCUACUGGAAGGACUCCUGAUGGUUAUUCAUCCCUACCCACCUCUCCUGAUCCCAGACAAGAAGGACAUUCAUCUACACCAGCAUUGACCACUAAAAAACCCUGGUUCUUCCAAGUUAGGAAGCCUAAAACUAGAUUCGACACUCCCGAUGCCUCACAACACAGUUUGCAAUCAUCUUUAGAUUCUGUUACGAGUAACAACAGCUCAAGGCAGGGCAGUGGUACGUCAUUGGGGAAAUCUAGAUUUGGCCUUAAACCAUCAUUUUCAAUGAGAGUUAGAAAAAAUGGGAACAAGAGUCCAUUACUUGGAGGAUCGUUAGAAAGAGGUUCGUCCAUGAAGAAGUUCAAUAGUCCAGAUACAUCUAAAAAGAGAUCAAUCUUGAAAAAAGAUUCUUUGUACAAAGAAGAAACGGAAAAAUUAAUAUCUGAUCAUAAAAAUGCCCCAGAUUACUCAGAUAUGAUUAGUGGAAGUGCUUUUGUUCCAAUAUCAACAUCUAAUAUUCAUGAUCCAUUUACAUCUUAUACAUCUUCAGUUCCUUCUUCUAAAGCUUUAAAAAUUGCUGGCCCUAAAACAGGUUCAAAAUCCCACGCACAACCUAUUAAAUUUGUUGGUUUAGAUGACGAUUCGGAUUCUGCAUCGGGGAGGGGAUCUCCAUCAUUUAGCAUAUCUCAUUGCCCUGAUUCUACAUUGUUGAGUAGUGGUAUGCAAAGACAUCAACCCCUUAGUCCCUCUCUAUCCCGAACUUUACAAUUCCCUGAUGGAGCUCCAGACAGAAGGCACGCUUUUCAAGACAGUGAUUUCUUUGCGCAACAAGACGUGGCUCCUGUCGACGGCUCCACGACAUCGGGAUCCCCGGCGCACGGUGGUCAUAGAAUACAUAGGGUGCCUUCCUAUUGCGCCAAUACCUCUACCUAUGGCCAUGGCCGAUCCUCUUCCCCCGCAACUACCGUUGUUGCAAACACAACUGCAACACCUGCCCAGCCUUCAAAAAGUGAGCUUGCCAACUCUGUUGUGGGAUUGCCUUUGCUCCUAGCCACAGUGCCAAUUGUAAGCCCCAUCACAUCCUCAACCACAAAUAACAACCCUUCCUCCUGUGUAGCUCAAACUGAUGACAAAACAGCUCUGCAGCCAGAUGCAGUGGUUGAAUCCCACCGUCCUCCUCUAUUAGCACAAAGUUCUCAACAGUCCACUACAGAUGAUGAUUCCGUUUUUGGACAUGACCAUCAAAGCAUUAUGAGCCGGCAGUCAUCUAAAGACAGUGCUACUUUAUCAUGAUUAUUACUUUGUGGAUUGCUCUCUGAGGAUAUAUCAAAAGCUGAGUGUUUUCUGUGUACCAGUUGGCCAUCUCUCUUUAGUAUUUAUUCAUUAUUUUUCUAGUCCUGAAUUUAUAUUUUUAUAGUCAUGUCUUUAUGUGUUAUGCCUUUAUCUGAGAGUGAUAUGAUUCUAUAUAUUGCUUAUUCUAGUCAUAUUAAUGAAAUUUAUACAUAAUUGUCCUCUUCAUUUUAUUAUUAAACAAGUGAGUUAAAUAGCUACAUUAAUCAAGCCGUAUAUUUUUCUGUUCUAAACGAUUCUGAUUUCUUUACAUGUGUUAAAUGUAGUUGCUGUAUUUUGUGAAAGUUCAAUUUAUAAACUAUUAAGAUUCUUAAAUUCCGAUAAAUACUAAAAUAAAGUUGGCCACUUGUUGCAACUGUAAAAGAAAUAAUGUAUUUUUGUAAAAGAUCGAUGUUGUCUCGUGAUUGUAAGGAAUUAUUAUAAUUCACUUUUGUUUUUUGAAAAGCUAUAAAGUAAAAUCUUUUUAAACAUUACAAUUAAUGUUUUUGUCUCGUGAAAUAAAAAGAAGAAAUGGUUGUGAAAUUGUUGUUGUUUGAAGAUGUUUCAUUUUUGUAAAGGAAAUAAAAAUGGAUGCCAAACAUUUGUACAAUCUACUCAAACGAGUUUUGUCAAGCAUCACAAAUUCAUAUUAUGAGUAUUUUAAACGGGUUGCACAUGUUUUAUUGUGUCGGAAGCCUUCACAUUCCAGAGUGUGUGUUGUUUAAAUGCAGUCAAAAAGCACAGAUAUAUCUCUCAUAUGAUACAUUUAUGAGCAGUUUUUUUACUUCAUUUGUCCGUGCCCAGGCUUACUUCAUAAUCCAUUAUUGUGUCAUAUACAACAAUAUGCUUCAUUUCUUUUGCCAUCGAAUUUCAUUUUAUCAAACUAUUAACAUUUUUAAAUAUUUUUGACCCUCUAUUUAAUAUCUAUUUAAGUUUAGUUAAAAUGAGUUUUAUUCAUUUGAUAAAAAAGUUAGAAGUGAAUGGCGUAUAAUUGAAAUGCAAUGUUAAUCCUAUAAAAAGUUAACGGUGUAAAAGACAGGGCUCUUCAAAUAAAUGAAACCCCAGCAAACUGUUCCUGCUAUUUAAAUUUUUAGAUUUCUUGUCUUUAUAAUUUUUUGCACGUUAAUUAUUUUAAACGUUUAACAUAAUUUUGAAGCAUAAAAAGAUUCAUAAUGUGUUAUGAAACUGUCAUAACAACAUUUUUCAUCAGUUGUGAAACGAACAUGCCAGUUGUCCACCCAAAGACUACAGUUGUGCUAAUUACGCGAAUUUCUCACUGUGUAAAUGAAUAGCACUGUUCUGAACCUAUGCACAUUUCAUGUUUAAUUUUUGUUGCUAUUUGACUGCAUAUCUGGGGCUUCACUUGUAUAACAUCUCUUAAUACUCAUAAAUAAAGAGUGCCAUGUAUGUAUAAAUGACUCACUUGAAUGCACUUUGUAAAGCAAUAUGAUAUGUAUGUUUAAAUUCAUCAUUCCAAAUAUUGCUGAGGACGAAAUAUUGCUUGUAUGUAUAUUCUCGCAAUUAUAGAUUGCUCACAAGAUAUCGUCCUUUGGUGCUCUUCUGUGAAAACAUACAACAUAUACCCGAUCUAAAGGAUGCAGGUGGGAACAGCUGAUAAGACUUCAAAAUAUUCUUCAGAUCAGUGCACUAAAAGGUUGCACAAGUCUUUUCGCGUGAGGAACUAAAAAUCAAACUGCAUCUUUUUGGGGGACUUCUGGCAAAUCAUCAUCAAAAAUAAUAAAGUAAGCUAAUGGUUGUUCCUGCUUGCAUCUGCGUCUCUUUUAAAAGGUGCUUAUGGUAAGCGAUGUUGCUUAGCUCUAUUUAUUAGUUGCAGGAGAUAUCGUCACACUACAGUUUAAGUCCGAUUUUAAGAUCUGUCUUGGUUGUCUUUAAUGUUGCAUGCAUUGCCUUUGUAGAUGAAACUGUAAAUUAGAAUCCCUCAAUCAAGAAUCUCCUGUUGAUGUUGUAUAUAACUGCUUAUAAACGAAAGUUAACACAAUAGAAUUUAGUCAACAUUCCUUAAAUUUAAUAUUUAAGCAGCACUCUGCAUGGGUCCCUGUAAUUCUAAAAAUAAACUUUAAACUCGAUGUAUUUUAAACCAUUGAUAACUUUUCUAAUCCAUCUUUUAUUUUCUUUCAUUCAAAAAUUAGUUCUAGUAAAUGUUUUAUUUUAAAAUGAGUUAAAAAUAUUUCACAGCACAUUGAAAAUUAACAAAAUCAGCCAAUCACACUUAUAAAGUGUAAUUAUCCUGUAGUGAUAAUAUACUCUUCAAAAAUCGAAAUGAAAGUGAUAAAAGUUAGAAAUGAUAAAAAAUUGUAGCUGUUAUAUUGCAUUAUGUGAUAUAUUAAAGUAAACAAAAAAAUAUACUAAUAACUGUACAAAAUGUGUAGUUUGUAAAUUAUUCUCAGAAUUUAAUAUUAGGUACUGAUUGUUGUUUAAAAAAAAAAAGGUAGUUAUUUCACACUUCUGAGAAGAAUAGUCUUAUGUAAAUUGAAAAUUUUUUAAAGUGGUGUAGUUAAUCAGGAAAUACUUUUAACCAUGAUUAUUUUUAUACUGUUAAAAAAAAUUAAAAAUUGGUUAUAUUUGUCAUUUUCUGUAUAAAGGAAGGUUUCUACUACUAAUAUUUUUACUGUUAUUAUGAGGGUUAUUUAUCAUUAUAUGAAGAAAAAAACAUUGAAAAAUGAAAUUAUAUUUAUUGUUUUGUCAUGGUUGCUUGCAACUAGAAAUUGUUACAAACCAAUUUUAUAUUUCUUUACUGUAAAUAUUAACUACUUGGUAUUAUUCUUGGCUUUAUGCAAGUAUUUAAAUCGCACAUAUUUUCAAAAAGGAACUGUUACAAA